This is a messenger RNA of Suillus plorans, 588 nucleotides long. RefSeq lists its product as uncharacterized. The record is from RefSeq and is a predicted model, not a curated record. The transcript has a single exon. Bases 1 to 588 code for a protein of 195 amino acids. NCBI's taxonomy places the organism in Eukaryota, Fungi, Basidiomycota, Agaricomycetes, Boletales, Suillaceae.
AUGACUCCUUCCUCCAACGACCACCAACUCCUCUACUUCGACACGUACGGGCAAGACGUGCUCGUCGGAAACCCUGAGAACCCCGAGGACUCUCACCUGAUCACCCGUGACCAGCUAAAACUGUUCGUCACGUACUCCCAUGCCCUGCGCAACAAAUCCCUCGACGAUUGCCCCCCUAGUCCAUUGGGGUAUGAGUUCUUCGUGCAUGCCUUCAAUAAUGAAGGUUUAUCCUCCACGGCAUCCUAUGUCAACGAGAACGGAGUUGUAGUCAGCACCGGGGCUGCCCUGGUCCUCACUGACAUCAUGGAAGAGGAAGAUGACAUUGAGAUUACCGUCACGUCGUCGCGAAUGGAGCAGCUCGAUAAAAUGGUAUGGCACACGGCCCUCAGCGCAUCCUACCAACACGAGAAGAUGGAGGCUAGACGCGCAAGUCAGAGGAAGGAAAAGAACUAUGGUCACAAGCAGGACCAGAAGCUCACCAAGAAGGGGUUGGGGAAGAUCCGAAAGAUAACCACCAUGACUCCGGCGAACGUUGUCGCCGGGCCUUCCGCCCCUCAUACCCCUGCCGAAGAAGCCAUGAACGAGUAG